AUGGCGGUGAAACCCUUUGGAGAUCAAACGUUGACCGACGCCAUUAAUCGAGCAAAGGCCUGCGAAUUGACGAUGAAUUCUGGAAGACCCCGGAUAAUGAAUUAUGCACAAACCGGCAAGUCUGAGAUGGCUGAAUUGACGAAAUUAGUUACCGUGUUGGCGCAACAAGUUUCCGAAAUUGAGAAGAAAAUUGAUAAUCGUCCGUCUGGUAGUUAUCGGAAACCACCUGCUGCGAGACCAGAACUAUCGGUUCCAGAUAGACCACCAAUAGUAUGUUACUCGUGCGGGGAACCUGGACAUAUUAGCAGACGAUGUCCAAAGAAGGAGAAUACUACCGGUGGAGGUGCACCUUUGGAGGGUGAAGGUGCGAAACCCGUUCAAAAUCCCUCGUAUGUAACCUUGUUCCAAGCCUACCCUGCUCAAAGGAAUAGACCAAAGACUCGAAGUACUCCAUAUCCGAAUAAAGAAAUAAUCGAAGAGGAAAAUGCUCUUGAAGAUCCUCAGUAUGCACCAAUACCGAUUCCUAUCCAAACGACUAAUAAUGUUGGCGAAGGAGAGCCGAUGACCGUCGAUGCGAAAGAACAGGCUACCGAAAUUAAAAAGAAGAAGGCUACGGUGCGGAAAAAGAAAACACCGAAGAUAUCACCAAAGCUUCGAAGCGACGUUGGAAAAAGUUUACGGAAACCAAUGACUAGAAGCGCUAAAUUCGCUCAUCAGGACGUACAAAGUACGACAGCAAUGUAUUGCGACGCCAUGAUAAAAGGGAAAAGAAUCCCAUUAAUUGUCGAUACAGGAGCAGCUGGUAGUAUUGUUACCUGUCAGCUGUUGAAUGACUUGGGAAUUGCGAUAGACCGACCAUCUGCUAUUGUGAUGAUAAACGUCAACGGGGAAAAGAAACGGCCAUUGGGUGAAGUGCUGGAUUUUCCGAUAACCGUUGGUGGCGUUACUGUUCCUAUCAACGUGGUAGUAAUCGAUACCGAAUCUUAUAGUGCCAUAGUAGGCCGAGAAGUGGAAAUCCCUGUUGAAUAUCGGAUGAUGCCGCACGAACGAACGAUAAAACAAAAAGAGGAAGAGGCGAGGAUAGUUGAAAGUGAAGAGGAAGAGGACGAUGAUGAUGGAGAUGAGGAGGAAGAGUCCGACGAUGAAUACGAAGAGGAAGAAUUAGAAGAAAAGAAAAUAGUACGACGAGUGGGGAUCUAG
Rhizophagus irregularis DAOM 181602=DAOM 197198 is the source of this 1200-nucleotide messenger RNA. The record is from RefSeq and is a predicted model, not a curated record. NCBI's taxonomy places the organism in Eukaryota, Fungi, Glomeromycota, Glomeromycetes, Glomerales, Glomeraceae.